Mustela erminea (ermine) is the source of this 2913-nucleotide messenger RNA. RefSeq names its product solute carrier family 25 member 27 (gene SLC25A27). Gene Ontology annotation, biological process: response to cold. The record is from RefSeq and is a predicted model, not a curated record. Lineage: Eukaryota; Metazoa; Chordata; Mammalia; Carnivora; Mustelidae. The transcript is spliced from 10 exons. Bases 285 to 1247 code for a protein of 320 amino acids.
CCAGAAGCCUCGUGGGCUUCGCGUUGUUGUUCUGCUCUCAGUCCUGUGGAGCUCUCCCGCCCGGGCUGCGAGGAAGGCUGUAGGUUUGUGAGGCCGCCUGGCUGAGCCGAGCGAGGGAAAUGGUCCCCGCUCCGCCACUCGCCGGUUGAGGACGGGCCGCCCUGGCAGAGUGGCAGGCCAGCCGCGGCGCUGGGCGCCGGCCAGAAGGGGUGUACUGUCGUCCCGUCUUGCUGCUGAAUGUCGCUUCCAGAGGAUGAGGAGAGGCUUUUGCCGCUUGCCCAGAGAUGGCCCCGAGCGAGCAAGUUCCUCCUGUCGGGCUGCGCGGCUACCGUGGCCGAGCUAGGGGAACUAUCAGCAAGAUAUUUUUUCCAAAGACCAGUGCAACGUUUCCCCUUGAUCUCACAAAAACUCGGCUCCAAAUGCAAGGAGAAGCUGCCCUUGCUCGGUUGGGAGACAGUGCAAGAGAAUCUGCUCCCUAUAGAGGCAUGGUACGCACAGCCCUAGGGAUUGUUCAAGAAGAAGGCUUUCUAAAGCUUUGGCAAGGAGUGACACCUGCUAUUUACAGACACAUAGUGUACUCCGGAGGCCGCAUGGUCACUUAUGAACAUCUUCGUGAAGUUGUAUUUGGCAAAAGUGAAGAUAAGCAUUAUCCCCUUUGGAAAUCAGUGAUUGGAGGUAUGAUGGCUGGUGUUGUUGGCCAAUUUUUAGCCAAUCCAACUGAUCUAGUGAAGGUUCAGAUGCAAAUGGAAGGAAAAAGGAAACUUGAAGGAAAACCUUUGCGAUUUCGUGGUGUGCAUCAUGCAUUUGCAAAAAUCUUAUCUGAAGGAGGAAUACGUGGGCUUUGGGCAGGCUGGGUACCCAAUAUACAAAGAGCAGCACUGGUGAAUAUGGGAGAUUUAACUACUUAUGAUACAGUGAAACACUAUUUGGUACUGAACACUCCACUUGAGGACAAUAUCAUGACUCAUGGUUUAUCAAGUUUAUGUUCUGGACUGGUAGCUUCUAUUCUGGGAACACCCGCUGAUGUCAUCAAAAGCCGAAUAAUGAAUCAACCACGAGAUAAACAAGGAAGGGGACUUUUGUAUAAAUCAUCAACGGACUGUUUGAUUCAGGCUGUUCAAGGAGAAGGAUUCAUGAGUCUAUAUAAAGGCUUUUUACCAUCUUGGCUGAGAAUGACCCCUUGGUCACUGGUGUUCUGGCUUACUUAUGAAAAAAUCAGAGAGAUGAGUGGAGUCAGUCCAUUUUAAGCCCUUAAAGAUGCAGCCCUUAAAGAUACAGUGUUCAGUAUCAUUGAAAUGUGGGCAUCUACAACACACACCCCUAUUAUUUCUACCUCUUUAGGAAGACACCUUACUCCACAAAGACUGUGAUUUAUAGGGGCAGCACUUUAUUUUUCUCUGGAAACCCAAGUUCUCUUUGACUCCUCUUUUUGUUCAAAAGCAAUCUGGUUGGAUUACACAAGGCUACCCAAUGAGACCUGGCACAGAAUUUUCAAGAAGAUUUGAAUCCUGAGCACUCAUCUUACGAGAGAAGAUUUGACCUUUGAGAUGCUUUUCUAUGCUGAGGAGCCUACUUAGAGGUGCCAAAAGGGAGACAGCAUCUCAGACCUGAAGUAGACUACAGGAAUCUGGAAGAACACAUACAGACAUAGUGAUUCAGAAAUAUAUUUAAACUGUUGUCAGUAUUUUCAAUGGAAAUUUGAUGAUUCCUUUUUCUGUUGUUAAAGUGCAUAUACUGUAAAUUAAAGGGAGGUGAAUGAAAAUUCAUGAAUAAACAUUUUGAAUUUCCCUAGUAGUGAAGGAAGUUGAUGUACCUUUUCUUGCCAAGAGGAUGAAAAACAUCAAGUUGAGAUGAUGUUUGGAUUUCCAGGAGAGAAGCUUCUUUCUGUCAGUGUCCCAUCUUCAGUUAGGUCUGUAUUAUUGGCUAGCACUCUACUGCACAUGCUAAGGACUUCCCGACAGCCACGGGAGUCUUGAUGAACACCAAGUAGAGUGUGCUUUGUUACAUACGCUGUUGCAACUAGAGUUUGCCGCUAGCCCCCAAGAAGCUCGAUAUAUAAAAAAUGCUGCUUGUUUGAUUAAAGCUUAGGCGGGUAGGUCCUGUUCAUAAAGUAACCUGUUAUUAUCAGCCUUUCCGGGGCAUUUCCAAAGCAAGGCUGAGAUGAGGUCAGCCAAUUUGGACAGGCAUCCUUUCUCAUCUCCUUCCCUAACACUAAGGGCCAGAGAGAGAGGGAGCGAACUCAGAAAUCACACUUGAAGAUGUCUCUAUCCUGAAUCUUACUCAGUUUUGACAAAGUUUCUUGCCUAAAUAGUGAUAAGUAUAAACUGCCUAUAGUGUACAUUUAUGUCUCCAAUCAUGGAAUCAAACCCAUUUUCUUAUUUUAGAAAGGUGAGAGAUUUCUUCAGAUUGACCUGUAUGCCACCUGUUCCCCCAACCUCAGACAGUGGGCAUUUCUGGAGGGAUGGAUAGAGUUGUGGGUAGAGGCUGUAACUGCCAAUGUAGGAAAGCUCAAAAAGCUUAGACCCAAGAAACACCUUGGAGUUAACCAGAGUUUGUUACAGACAUAGAUGAUGUUGAACAAAAAAAGUUUACAUGUGCCCUGUGGUUGCACUACUGUAUAAUCACUGCCAUUUAAAAGGGGAAUUAUACUUUAGAAUAUAUUUUAAUGUGAUGUACUAAUAUGCAGUGGCUUGUUGUUUUUCUAUGGAAUUUUCAGAAUGUGGAGUUCAACCAAAAUCUGUUGGUGGUCUACUUUUCCAUUCCAUCUGUCAAUCUGUAAGAAUUGAGUUGUUAAAUAUAUUUAAAAUAAUAUGUAUUUAAAUCCCCACAUGUUCUGCAUUGGGACCACUUUUGGGAACUCUUUGGGUUUUCAUGUUUUAUAACCUUUAAAAUUGAGUAAAGAUUGGAUCAAAA